Pungitius pungitius (ninespine stickleback) is the source of this 3829-nucleotide messenger RNA. RefSeq names its product mahogunin, ring finger 1b (gene mgrn1b). Gene Ontology annotation, biological process: endosome to lysosome transport; protein ubiquitination; negative regulation of G protein-coupled receptor signaling pathway. The record is from RefSeq and is a predicted model, not a curated record. The coding region runs from base 264 to 1841 and encodes 525 amino acids. Gene Ontology annotation, molecular function: ubiquitin protein ligase activity. NCBI's taxonomy places the organism in Eukaryota, Metazoa, Chordata, Actinopteri, Perciformes, Gasterosteidae. Gene Ontology annotation, cellular component: plasma membrane; cytoplasm; nucleus. The transcript is spliced from 17 exons.
AUCAGAUCGACUCGUUUUCGCCGAAGCAUCUUGGGCAAAACAACAGCCGUCUCCAUCGUCUCGUUUCCGGUUAGCAUCUUUAUCCGCAGCACCAACUUAACCUGUGACAUGUCAAAUUGACGAAAGCAUUUGUACUCGGUAGAUCACACGGUUUUGUUGACCGUAGUCUCCUUCUGACAAAAGCGGUAAUAGGAGUUCUAACGCUCGGUUAGCUGCCAAGCUGCUAGCUAGCUAGCUAACGUCGGCGAUCACGGCAGAGAAAGAUGGGGUCCGUCCUGAGUCGCAGAAUCGCUGGUGUUGAGGAUAUCGAUAUCCAGGCUAACUCGGCCUAUCGAUUUCCUCCCAAAUCGGGGAAUUAUUUUGCGAGCCACUUCUUCAUGGGAGGGGAGAAGUUUGACACACCACAUCCAGAGGGAUAUCUUUUUGGAGAGAACAUGGACCUGAAUUUUCUUGGAAACAGGCCAGUGCAGUUUCCAUAUGUGACGCCUGCACCCCAUGAGCCGGUAAAAACCCUGAGGAGUCUGGUCAACAUUAGAAAGGACUCUCUGCGACUGGUCAGGUAUAAAGAUGACUCUGACGCACCGGUGGAGGAAAGUGAAAAACCAAAGGUUCAGUAUGGUGUGGAGUUCACCUUUGAUGCUGAUGCUCGGGUGGCCAUCACCCUCUAUUGCCAAGCAUUUGAGGAAUUCUCCAAUGGCAUGGCAGUAUACAGCCCAAAGAAUCCAUCCCUGGUGUCCGAAACUGUGCAUUACAAGCGAGGAGUGAGCCAGCAGUUCUCCAUGCCGUCUUUCAAAAUAGACCUGACCGAGUGGAAAGAAGAAGACCUGAACUUUGACCUUGACCGGGGUGUGUUUCCUAUGGUGAUCCAAGCUGUUGUGGAUGAAGGGGACGAUUGCCUCGGACAUGCUCACGUACUCUUGGCAGCCUUUGAAAGACACGUUGACGGCAGUUUCUCCGUCAAGCCUUUGAAGCAGAAGCAAAUUGUGGACCGUGUGAGCUACCUCUUACAGGAGAUCUAUGGGAUUGAGAACAAAAACAACCAGGAAACCAAGCCAUCCGAUGAUGAAAACAGUGACAAUAGCAACGAGUGUGUUGUCUGUCUGUCGGACCUGCGCGAUACACUCAUCCUGCCCUGCAGGCAUCUGUGUCUCUGCAACUCGUGCGCCGACACCCUGCGUUACCAGGCCAACAACUGCCCCAUCUGCAGGCUGCCCUUCAGAGCUUUGCUGCAGAUCAGAGCUGUGAGGAAAAAGCCUGGUGCUCUUUCUCCGGUGUCUUUCAGCCCCGUUCUGGCUCAGACGAUGGACCACGACGAGCACUCGAGCACAGACUCGGUUCCUCCCGGCUUCGAACCAAUCUCCCUGCUGGAGGCUCUGAAUGGGCUGCAGUCAGUGUCUCCUGCCGUCCCAUCUGCCCCCCUCUAUGAUGACAUCAACUUCUCAGGGGGUCUGGUUGGAGAAGGCCGGCAGCUGAGCUCCCCGGAGCAUCUGAGUGACGGAAGUCUGCAGAAAGGCAAAGCCAGCAAGUCACCUGACAGCACCCUUAGAUCUCCAUCCUCCCCCAUCCAGGAAGAAGAUGAAGAGAAGCUGUCCGAGGUGUCUGAUGCUCAGCAACACACGCAGCUGUCCAGCAGUCCCGCCCCCACAGACGCAACAGCCAACGAGGAUGUGGCUGAAUCUCUGUCUCCAGACGAUGAGGACAGGAUGCAUUCUGGAGGAGACAUCCUACAGGACUCCAUCAGUGAACACAGCAGCUUGACCAAAACGGAGAGCGACCCCGCGGGCGACUUGUCCCUGCCAGCUCUAGGUCCCGAUUCCUGCUCUAUUGGUAUGGCGGAAUAACUGGGUCAUCGGAGUCAACCGGAAGCCUGAAGAGUCAGAGCACAAACAGCUCCAGCCAGCCUCUCCUGUGUCCCACAAGCAGCCUUCACAUGGAAGACGAGCUCCUCAACCCCUGACUCUCUCUGUCUCCGUCCUCUACCCUCACAACCAUCAGAACAGAUUCAUGCAUCACAGAGAUCCUCCGGCUCCUCCGUUCCUUGUACCCGACCAGCCGGUCUUCUGCUGGACCGAUCAGAGCCGCCAACAGCCCCCGAAAGAAGGUCCACCGGGACAAUGGCUCCGACAUGAAUUUGACUUCUUGUUCUUGGUACCCACCGCUGUGACGGAUGAGUCGACUGAACAGAUCCCUGGCUUAGAAAAACAUUUCAUUAACCGUGCGAUGGUUGUUUGGUGGAUUCCACAAAUAUGUCCCCACCUGCCGUGGUGGUUUUAAGCACACUUACCGUAAAUCAACUUUAUCAAAUGCUUAAGACUAAAUCCCGAAGAAUUUAUAAAUAGUUUGUCUCGAUAUUGUAUUCAUCAGUGAAAUACAUUAAUGAUGUGAGAACUUAUUUUUACAGUGAGGCUGAUUUGAGUCAUGAGUAGAAUAUAAAUCUUUUGUUCAUUUCAACUCAUUUUGCAUUCCGGCAAAUCCUUUUGAUUCCAUUCCUUAUAACGAGCUCAUGAGAUGUUUUUAUUAUUAUUAUUAUUACAACGACGUGAUAUAAUGUACUAGAAUCCUGUGUAGUUACCUCCAAAUUGUAUUCUUGCAUAUUGCGUGGAAAAAGAAUAGAUUCAGUUAACAAGAGCUACAGAUUCACAUCCUAACAGCUAAACUCAAAGAUAUCAAAAGCCUGCAACACGCCUCCUCGCUCCAGCUGACUCACCUUUGUUGCACAGUUAGCUCGCCGUAGAUGUCCGUGCGGCCUUUGUGUGUCUGCUUAUGUGAUGUAGCUGCGGGGGGGGGGGAGAAAGUGCGUCUGGUGUUUGUGUGGCUGCGAUAGAUUUACAUAACGAGCGAAUAGAUCUCUGUGCCUUGAAUUAUUAUGGCUGCCCGCUUGUUGCAUCGGACAUUAGUGUUUGUAUAAAUGCUACCAUAUCAAACCCUUUUCAUCCCAUAGAAAGGAUUUUGAUGCUGAUGUAUGGAGCCUUUUUUUUUUUUUCUACCGCAAAAAUGUAUCUUGUUAUAGUUGUUGCAUUAUGAAAUUGAACUCUUUAUUUACUAUCUUAUGGUCAUUUAUUAAUUAUGCAUUUAAUCUUACUACUUAGUUUGAAGUGGAUGUUUGAUUGGAAGGACCACAUCCAAUGCAAUAACCGCAAACAUGGCAUUUUAAUAAUCGGGCUGGCAUUUGCAUGUGAAUUUGUAGUAGAUUAAACCUCUCACUGCUUUUAAGUACCAUGGUUAUUUUGUCUUCCCCCCCCUCUUCUCUUCUGUGCCAUUUGAACUAAUACUGUGCCUUCCUGUUCCUGUUCUGACCACUAUUAACCUGGUAUCCAGGAUAACUCCACCGCAGGUGGUUGUCUGUCAAAUCAAUACUGUUUUUCCUUGUGUGUGUAUAGCAGCAUGUGUAUCACAAUAAAGAACAAAUAUUCAUUGGUUUUGCAAACUAUCACACUUAUUUAAUGCUGAACAAUUUCCUAUCAUGCCUCAGCGUAAGUGACAUCUUAGUAUGACUCCAUUGUGAAAGCUUUACUCGCUUUAAACAAGACUAUAUUCUCCAAUGUUAUGUAUUUUCGGGUUUUAAAUAGUAUACAAUGACUUAAACAUGCUUUCCUAUUACUUUCUUGAUGUUUUCAAGACUUUUUUCCACAGUGCGACUCAUUUCUUUUACAAAUGGUUAUUUUGAAUGCAUGAAGAUUUACCUGACGUGAAAGUCACGUGAAACUUAAUGGUAUCACAUGUUUUUAUUUGUUUGGGAACCAUUUCCAUUGCUUUUAGGUCUCGUUUUGAAACGAGUGCACUGUAUAUGCUGUAUAUUGAGCUGAUGAUAAAAGUAUUCUCAACCUGC